UAGUCGGUGGGGAUCCCGUAUCACUAAGCAGCCAAAUUGUAUUACUCACUCAGUCUCACUGCCCCAACACGAAUCAAAAGAGCCCCUUCAGCCAAUGGCUUUCAGCUGUUCUAAAAUCCGAGCGGCUGAUGAGCUAGGCUGGAAGCAACACUGAGCCUUCACUAAAGCUCGCAGUCUAGCGAAUCACACGCUUGUGCGGUCGGCUGGUGAUGCUCUUCACCAACCAGCCUCAUCUAGAGACUGACCGCCCAGCGAUCUGCGAAGAGUUUGCGCAGUCCUGAAUAACCAACCUUCUCGAGUCAUCGCUCCACCUAGUUUUGGGCGUACCAUGAGUAAUCUGGUAGUGCAUGACGCUUCGACUCGAUACUAAUCGUCGUGGAUUUAAUUUUAAUUGCCGAUAUGUAUGACAUUAUGCCCGAUUUUGGUUGCCCAAAGAGACGCAGAAAGAUCUAGCACUCCAUCAUUAUUGUCGCUCGCCAGCAAGAGAUGGAACCGACUCCGUUUCCACCCAUGUAUGAAUUCAGUUCGAAUUCUUCGAGCCGUGGCACUCCCAUUAACGAUAUAUUUUUGUACACAAACAAUGCGUUACCCUUCAACCUCUCGCCAUUCGAAAUUGAGCCCUUAAGUCAACAUCCUUUUCCGCUGGAAGGCAUGCUUAAGCAAACAUCAAACAUCGAACCCCCGACUGAGUUGAAAGGCAAUUCUCAAGCUACUGAACUAGUUGGAAAGUUUAAAAAUAGACGCCGCGCGCAAAACCGAGCAUCUCAGCGUGCAUUUCGAGAACGCAAGGAAAAAUAUAUCAAAAGCCUGGAAUCGCAAUUAAGCGGCCUUCAGGAAGAGCAUACGAAACUGCUGGACUCGCAUCAGCAGCAAACACAGGUUCUUGAUCAGAUGAAGGGCCGGGUAGAGGAGCUCACAGCCGAGAUUGAGAAUCUUCGAUUGUCUGUGCCUAUAAAGGGUUCUAAUUGCUUUGCUGUAUUUGAUCUGGUGCCUUUCGUGGAGAUGUACUCAGGAGAAGUUGGGCGAGGGAAUGACACGAACCGGCCUGUAUCCACGGGGGCAGGACCUGGCUAAUGACUUUAUGUGACUCACCGCCUAGUAUAUCGCUUUGAUGUCCACUAUUUAUGAUUAAAUGUUGAUAUCUGUAUAGAUGACCGACUUGGAUAAAUGUAUUUGAUGCAUCGUGACACCUUUUAACGAGAUGUUCAAGAUGAAUUAUUCCUGUAACGCAUCAUCUCAAUCAACUUGAAAG
This is a messenger RNA of Talaromyces proteolyticus, 1252 nucleotides long. RefSeq lists its product as uncharacterized. NCBI's taxonomy places the organism in Eukaryota, Fungi, Ascomycota, Eurotiomycetes, Eurotiales, Trichocomaceae. Bases 487 to 1074 code for a protein of 195 amino acids. Gene Ontology annotation, molecular function: transcription cis-regulatory region binding; DNA-binding transcription activator activity, RNA polymerase II-specific. The transcript has 3 exons. The record is from RefSeq and is a predicted model, not a curated record. Gene Ontology annotation, cellular component: RNA polymerase II transcription regulator complex.